AUGUCAGUCUAUUGUACUGGCACGUUUAUUGGUCAGCGUGUCCUUGAUUUUUCCAUACCCGCUGAUACAACAGAACAAGAGCAACUAAAAUUUACGUUGUGCUUUACUCCAACGAAACGAUAUCCAUCUGCGUUUGGUGCUGGAUUUUGUAGCACAAAAACGUCGUCAAGCAGCAUAAUCCAUGGAAUCUAUAACGGAACAACACAACAAACUUCCGUAGCCGAAGUAAUAAACGGCACAGCAGUCUAUGAAUAUCAAUGUAAACUGACGAUCGACAAACCAACCGGAGCAGUUUAUUUGCGUGGCACCUGGAAAUCAUUGGUAAAUUCAAAUCUUUUUGGUAAACUGGCAAUGAUUUGUGAACCAGAUACUCCAUCUCAUUGUCUAUCAGGAAUAUGGACGGGUGAAGCACAACCUGCUAUAGAACUUGCCGAUUUUUUCAUUCCUAUUAAUCCAAUUCGCUGGUGCGCUACGCUAUUUCGAACAAACAACGACACAUGGCAGCUAUUUGGUAGCGGCUAUUUCAACGAUUCAGCUGAUAUUCCUGAUCAACCCCUUUUGUUCUUUUCAUUGGAUGGAACAGGAACAUUAGAUGAUAUGAAAAUUAUCAAGAAAUAUACAACAACUGAUUAUAUUGUGGAAUAUCAGGGAAAAUUUAGCAAACGUGAAAAUGGUACCUACUCAUUUACGGGUAAUUGGUCAAAUGCUGUAGCAGGCAGUUAUGGUUCAUUUAUAGCUGAACAAUGUCGAUUGAAUCCAACGGUCUCAUAUCGACUUGAUAUUUGUCUGUGUGAAGUGUGUACAAAUGUUCUUAAUCCCGGUGAUAACCGCUGGUUUUGCUCCCAAUGUAGUUUUACUACGUGUCCUGGAUGUAAUCUCAAUGAUAUCGCAGUUGCGCAUCGACAUAAAUUGAUACCGCAUAUUCUUCCCACACAACAAAUAGCACAGGGUAAAACUUCUGCUGAAUUGAUCGACAGCGCUUUUAAGACGUUUGAAUCAUCUCCAUUUAUUGGUUUCAAAAGUACGCAGAGCAAGCAACUGGUAUGGGUCACCUAUGGUGAAAUGUCUAUGAAGUGUUAUGCAUUAGCAAAAUACUGGAAACAAUUUGUAGUGAAUGAUAGUAAACAUGUGAGACCGUUUAUUGUGAUAAUGGCCGAUACUUCACUCGCCUAUGUUACUUGCUUACUAGCUGGACUUUUGUGUCAAGCUGUGAUUGUUCCAAUUCAUAGUGCAUUACAGCUAGAUGCAUUAACUCAUGUUAUAUCAACAAUUGAUCCGUCUAUUAUCGUUGUUGACAAACAAUGUUUCGAUAAACUUUCAAUUAUUUUAUCACCUAAUUCUAGCAGAUUAAUAAUGACAAUUAGUGAAAGUGAAGAACAAUUGAAAUCAUUAACACCAAUCCACAAAGACUCGAUUUCAUUGACAACUGCUCUUGAGCUGGGUAAUAAAAUCCAUAAUGAUAUUCGCCCACAUUCCUCUUUAUCAAGCGAUACUGUGUCUGCUAUUCUUUCUACCUCUGGUAGUACAGGUUUUCCAAAAGGAGCGAUAUUCACCGAAGAAUUACUGGUCCCCAACGAUACAUUUACCCUUAUAUCGCCGUUUAUACGUAUUGAUUAUCAACCAUUUGAUCCCGUACUUGUACUAUCUCUAAUGAGUACGAUGCAAUAUGGAAGUAGUCGAGCUUUGACUAAUCUUAAAGAUAUGUGGGAUGACAUACGAGACAUAAAGCCGACAAGUCUCGGUUUAAGUCCUGCCAUAUGGACUUCCUUAUAUAAAACUUAUUUGGGAAAGUUAACAGGACUUUCAACGGCAGAACAACGGGAGACUGUAGCAAGAGAAAUGCGCGAAAGUUUAGGUGGUCGAGUGAUUGUUGGAACUUCGGGUGGCGGUUCGAUUUCCGCUUCUGUAUUGUCUUUCAUUCGGAGCACACUGAAAAUCGAUGUUGUCGAUAUGUACGGUUGUCGAGAAUGUGGUAAUAUUGCAAGAGAUGGUGUCAUCUAUCCAGGCGUUGAUGUCAAAUUGAUUGCGGUGCCUGAUAUGGAAUUGGAUGGCGAGGAUGAAGGUGAAAUUUGUGUUCAUUCGCCUCGUAUGAUUUCCGGUUAUUGGGGAAUUCCAAAGCAUUCUUCAUUCAUUGAAAUUGGCGGAAAAUCGUACUACAAAACCGGUGAUAUCGGAAAGAUAAAUCAAGGAACGGUAAUGCUGCAUGAUAGAUCUGGUACAAUGAUUAAAAAUGCGAUGGCUGAAUGGAUUGCACCAGUUAAAAUUGAGAACAUGUUGGAACAACUGUCAGAAAUUUCAUUAGCAUUUGUUCUAGGUGAUUCUAGUUGUUCCUAUUUGGCAGCAAUUAUAUGCCCAUCCCAUUCUGGUAGUACACUAAAUGAAACUGAAAUGUUACAGCUGAUUCGAUUUUAUGGCGUUCAUUGUGGAUUUCGUGGAUCGGAAAUACCCCAAUGUAUUUAUAUCGAGCGAGAUAUAACCUGGAAUGAAACAAACGGCCUAAUGACAGGAAAGAAAUGUCGCGGUGCACUACUGAAGCAUUAUUCUCAAAUAAAGGCUCAUCUUUUCAGCCGAAAUUUAAGUCAUGGAAAUGCAAGGAGUUUAAAUUUGAGUUCAGAAUUUGUUAGCAUAUUAGAAAAUGUAUUAAAUCGUUCAUUCCAAGGGCAGAUCAAUGGCGAAAACACAUUCUUAGAAAUCGGUGGUGAUUCAUUAGCUACUGCUCUUCUUUGCAAAGCCUAUAACGAACGUGGAAUACCUCUAAAUCCAUCGGCUGUAUACAUUUACCAAUUAGAUCAUCUGGAUGAAAUGUUAGCGAAAAAACGUCUCAUCUAUGAUGAAAUAGUCGUUGACAUUGAUUGGAAAAAAGAAUAUAAACUUUCUGACCAUAUUAAAAGUCUUAUUCAGAAGUCAAUAUCUCCACGAAAGAAAGACGUAUUCGUAACUGGUAGCACAGGAUUUUUAGGCCCAAUGCUUAUUAGUGAGAUUAUCGAACGAACAGAUAGCAAUGUUGUCAUUUAUUGCCUUAUAAGAGCGACGGAUGCGAAACAUGCACAGCAACGUCUAGAGCAAGAUUUACAAAAAUGUGAACGCUAUUCCUCAACUAAUUGGGUAAGAAUUCGAUGCAUAGCUGGUGAUGUUUCGAAAGAGAAUCUUGGCUUAACUUGUGAUUUAUACAGUGAACUAAUGCAACAAAUUGGAUUGAUUUACCAUAAUGCAUCAGUUGUUAAUAUGCAAAUACCCUAUACAGCCAUGAGAGACUCGAAUGUUGAUGGUACCUUGAAUUGUUUGCAACUUGCAUUGAAAUCUCAUGCCCGAUUUGUUUACAUAAGUUCAGUAGCCUCGUUGCCUGCUUCAGAAGCUUCCACAGAAGAUUCGGAUGGAUGGGUAAAAUUGACAUUGAAUGAAAUGAAUCAGAAAGAUGGCUAUGGGCAAACAAAGGCUGUUGUUGAACAGCUAUUGCACACCGCUUGUAAUUUGGGUGCUGAUAUCGUGGUUAUACGGCUUUGUACGAUUUCUGCUGAUACUCAAACAGGAUAUAGCAAUCUUUUGGAUUUUAUUAAUUUAUUGUUACUUGCUGAAGUUACAAUGGGAGCCGUCGUAGAAAAUGCAAAUAUCCUGUUACAUUUUGUACCAGUCGACUAUUGUUCGAGAGCAAUUGUUGUUUUAGCUAUGCAUUCCGAUAGCGGAGGAAAAUGUUUUAAUUUCUAUGGAAAUGGUUUGAGUAUUUCACUUCUUCAUAAAGCACUUGUCGACCAAUUGCCAGGUGUAAUAUGGACACAAAUAGCACAAAACAAUUGGAAACAAUAUGUACUAAAUAAUCUAUCUGAAAAUAGUCGAAUAUGGCCCUUGAGAGAAAAAAUUGCAUCGAUGAUAUUCAUUAGUGAAGAUCAUCAAGGACGAGAAUUAGGUGUUCGAACUGAAAUGACAAGAGAGUUUUUAAAUAAGAAAUGCGGCCUCAGUUGGUUCAGGGUGAUGGAACAAGAUCUAAUUAAAUCAGUCGAAUAUAUGAUCAAGCAAGGAUUUCUAACUCAUCGUCUGUCCUAA
Molecule: messenger RNA, 4041 nt
Organism: Didymodactylos carnosus
Lineage: Eukaryota; Metazoa; Rotifera; Eurotatoria; Philodinida; Philodinidae
Source: the annotation of a GenBank genome assembly